This is a messenger RNA of Abrus precatorius (Indian licorice), 841 nucleotides long. RefSeq names its product protein MIS12 homolog. The coding region runs from base 54 to 782 and encodes 242 amino acids. Lineage: Eukaryota; Viridiplantae; Streptophyta; Magnoliopsida; Fabales; Fabaceae. The record is from RefSeq and is a predicted model, not a curated record. Gene Ontology annotation, biological process: kinetochore assembly; mitotic cell cycle; protein localization to kinetochore. Gene Ontology annotation, cellular component: chromosome, centromeric region; nucleus. The transcript has 8 exons.
GUGCAUUUAAAAUUUGAAAUGCGAACGAUCGAACAGAGUGGAAUUUGGCGGGAAUGGAAGGGAGUGAGAGUGAGUCCGUUUUCGAUUCGCUUAAUCUGAAUCCUCAACUCUUCUGUAACGAAGUUCUCAACAAUGUCGACGACGUACUUGACCAAGCUUUCGAUUUCUUCUACCAGGACACAUCGGCGAAGCUGAACAUCGAAGGGACACAAAGGUCGCAAGAUCUGAGAAAGGGUGUUGAUUGCGUUCGGCAGAGGGUUCAAUCUGUUUUGGACAAAAAGCUUAGUGCUUGGGAAAAUUACGUUCUCCGUCACUGUUUUGCUCUUCCCCAAGGUUUUCGUAUGCCUAACACGGAUGAAUCAAGUGAGAAUGGCCUUGAUCCAGAUGCUCCUUUUGAUCGAGAUUUAGAUGCUCAGUUAGAUUCGUUGAGAGAAAAAUUAACUAAGGUGGGGAAAGAGUCUGAAAUGCUUGAUCAAGAAAUUCAAGCAUUAGAAAGGAAAUCUUCUAUUAAUGCUGGGUGUAUCAUUGAAGCAGUAAAAUUAUAUGAGCAAAAUUCUAUACAUGAGUUGUUUCGGGAGCUUGCGACAACUGCCUCAGAACUCGGAAUGAAGAUGGGAAAGCUAAAGACCAACAUGAUUGAAGAGACUGAACAAAUGAAAACAAAAAGGAUUUACAGCACUGAAACGGAUCUAUCAGCUAUAAAUCCUGCUAAAGGCCUCUCAAAUGUGAAGUUGGCUGAUCUUGAAGAAUUUGUAACUUUUAUGAAGAUAGUUCCUAAAUGAGUGUAUGAAGCAGUUCCACAAUGGUUGAAGACAGCAUAUGUUUGGUUCUCCCUUCGGCC